CAAGAAAUGCGUUGAAAAGUAAAAAAGGUAAAGUAGUAAAAGGGAAGAUACAUAAACUGAGUUGGUACUACAUGUACCAUCCCCUCCAUUUUAGAAAGGAAUGUGUAUCAAUCCCAUGCUCUAAGUUCCAUAUGGGUGACCCUUUGUAGAUAUGGAUAGUUAGAUAGAUACUGGUGGAUAGGUACUAUACUAGACAGAUAGAUUGCUGUAUCAGAUAGAUAUUACCUAUAAAUAGCCUAUCAAUAUGAAGAAUAAGAGAAGCAGUCCUUCUAAACUGCAUUCUAUUGCUGCCACUGCAAGAUUGUAUUCAGUGAAGGGCAAUUUUGAAUACUCUGGAUGAGCAAAUUGACUUUAUACAGAGAUAAUGUCCUUGGGAUGAGUAAUAGGAAUAUAGUGGUGAGUGGCUUGCAUAAAAAUUUAUCGGGGUAAGAGAUUUAUUUGUGUGGUGUGUGUGUGAAGGGGGGCUGAUUUGCUACCCCCCCCCCAAACAAAUUAUUCCGCGGCCCCAGACUGUGCCCAACAUCGCACUUGAACAAUCGAGGAUGCCGAUUGGCUACUAAGAAAGUGUGAACUACGCGAGGAGAGCCACGCGGUUUGCGGCCGCAUAAUUUGCCCAGAUCGUUCUUGCUAUUCAGCGUUGGGUGCUUACAUAAUUUUACUAGCAGUAUUCAACGAAGGACGCUUUUUACCAACGAUGUCAGACUUUUCAGCGGAGGAAACGCAUGAUCGUGACCCUAACGUAGCUGACUCAAUGGAACUGGAAUCUUCGAGUUCGACACGUUUCAACAGCGGUCACACGGAUCAUUCCACAGUACCAGACCAUGCCGCAAAGAGACGGAAAACAGUCUUUUCUCCAGAGGAAUUGGAGAUUCUCAAUGAGCUGUGGGGCAAAGGGAUGAAGCAGUAUGGGACACCAGAGUCCAAGAGACUGCUGGAGCAGGCGGUGACUUACACAGGGAAGGAUGUAGGGACGAUAAAGAGAUGGAUAGAUAAUAAGAAGGGGUCAACACGGAAGACUGUAGGAGGCAAGAAACAGCAGAAACAGCAGAAACCAACAAUGCGGCAAAGGACUGCUCAUAAUAUCUUUUUGAGCCAGAGGUUGUCAGAGGGAAUACCACUGCCCCAGGCCCACCUGGAAUACAAGACAUUGAAGAGGGAAAAUGGAGAUGCGCUACGGCUCCUGCAAGCUGAGGCAAAGCAGGCCAAGGCUAUUACAAUCCAAGAACUGUCUGACAAAGACAAGAGGCUGCAAGCUCAGACACUCAUCAAGAACUUGAAAGAAAUGGCGUGCAAGUUUAAGGAGUGCGGCCUGGAGAUGGCGGUUUUGCUGUUUCACAAAGAAGACGGGGUGUCUGUCAUCGGGACACCAAAAGGGAGGGACUUCCUGAAAGACCAGGACGAGAAGUCGGCCCUGUCACUUCAAUUCGUGAAAGCUGUGAAUGAUGGAAAUGUCCCAUCCACGGCCUCUGCUUCCAGCAAAAGCCAACUGGCAAAGGAAGUCAGAAGCAUGCUGAACGAGAAGUAUGUGGCUGCUGGCAACAAAGGGAAAUUUCCCUACAAGACCUACAGUGCUGAGGAAGGAGGCAUCACCGUGCACGGGCUGCCGGAGGGGACCUCUGUUCGCCACAUCGCCUCACUUGGGAAGGAAGGCCUUCAGAGGAUCCUUCAAGAACAGGAUAAAAUAACAGUAGAAGUUCACAGCACACCUGCAAACAGCACAUCCACUGCUGGGACAUCCUCGACCACAGGUGCAACCAGUACGAGCAGUGAACCAGCUCCUCAGACCCCGGCUGCUGUACCCAACCCAUCAUCCCCUGGUGCAAGCAGCACAUCUGCAAGAAGAGCUACCGCACCACAUCCUGGUCCAGAAGAGAUCCUCCUGGCGAUUCAGGAUGGCUUUGUUCUGCCACUUGAAGACAAUGCAGCAGACAAUGUCGGAGGAGGAGAAGAGAAAUGCAAGAGAAAGGGGAAGGGAAACGGGAGGCGAAAAACAAGGAAGGGGAAAACAGUGAAGGGGAAGGGGAAGGCAGACACCUACCACCCGGUGGAAGCACUACUGGACAAAAGAGUGAACAACAGCCAGACAGAGUACCUGGUGCACUGGGCAGGGUAUGAUGUAUCGGACAGCUCGUGGGAGCCAGAACACUAUAUCCCACAGUCAAUAAGGGACCACUUUGAGGAGCACUAAAAUACAAGAUGAUAUAAGAUGGUACUACAGCGUUGACACUU
Molecule: messenger RNA, 2229 nt
Organism: Branchiostoma belcheri (Belcher's lancelet)
Lineage: Eukaryota; Metazoa; Chordata; Leptocardii; Amphioxiformes; Branchiostomatidae
Exons: 9
Coding region: 695-2188 (497 amino acids)
Cellular component (GO): nucleus
Molecular function (GO): DNA-binding transcription factor activity; DNA binding
Source: RefSeq, a predicted model, not a curated record